UCAGAAGAAGAGUAACGUUAGUAACAAAUCAACAAUAAUCGGGGUGUGUGUUUAAAUAUAACGCUUUGCAGUAGUAUAAAGACAUGAAGAAAAGGUUUCACAUCAACUUGGACGAUUCUGCUUUCACCAAAGAAAGACCGCCGCCAAAGGCGCAGUUUGCAUGCAGAGGACAGCAGGACCACUCAGCCUCAGAGCCUGUUUCCAAGUGUGCAGAAAAGCCGCUGUCCUAUGCUGAAUAUGUCGUCCAGAAUAAAAGCAAUGGGGCUGCUGUUGCACACACGGAUGCCCCCUCCAAAGUGGUCAGGACUGAAGGGACAGGAGUCAGCAGUCUGGGAGAAGGACGGCGAGAGCCAGCUCCCACCCCGAGCACUGAAAGUGCCCAGGAGUGUGUUACUGCAGCCCGGCCUGGAGAGGCUCAGGGGAGCGAGGGGACAACGCUGGCUGACCUGAGCUGUCAAAGGUCAGAUCCCAGCCUCGGCCAGGGACCUAAACCAGCAGGCUCUGGGAGCUCUAUUAUUGUUAGUCCUCGACAGAAGGGAAAUCCAAUACUGAAAUUCGUCAGAAGUGUGCCAUGGGAGUUUGGAGAUAUUGUGCCAGACUAUGUCUUGGGUCAGACAAACUGCGCACUCUUCCUCAGUCUAAGGUAUCACAACCUCAACCCAAACUACAUUCAUGACCGCUUGAAGCAGCUUGGAAACACAUUCACCCUACGUGUGCUUUUGGUUCAAGUAGAUGUGAAAGAUCCUCAUCAUGCUUUGAAGGAACUGGCUCGUAUCUGCAUCAUGGCUGACUGCACUCUCAUCUUGGCCUGGAGCCCCGAAGAAGCAGGACGCUACUUGGAAACAUAUAAAUCAUAUGAAAAGAAACCAGCUGACCUUUUAAAAGAGCAAGUUGAAAAAGACUAUCUGUCAAAGAUUACAGAUUGCCUGACCACUGUGAAGUCUAUAAACAAAACUGAUGCCAUUACGUUGCUUUCCACUUUUUCUUCUGUAGAGGGAAUCAUCAGUGCUUCUAAGGAAGAACUAGUUCUCUGCCCAGGCCUUGGACCGCAAAAGGCGAGACGGCUCCAUGACGUCCUUCACAAGCCAUUUCUCAAGUCAAAGACAAAAGACAGCUGAGAUGUCUUACCAAGGAUGUAUGACAUGCUUCUGGGAAGAAGUAUAUAAUGUUGGUCAUUUUGAGCAGUACAGAAACAUGUGAAUUCUAAACUGAAUUUAUAUUUGGAUGAUAUAUAAAAUGUGGUUUCUGACUGACUGGAGAUGUUUGUGAACUGCUGGGGCUCCACACAGACGUCUUCCUGUAGCAGCAUGAUGUGUUGAUGAUGAGUUUGUUUUUGCAUGAAUAAAUAUUUUUUAUAUUUUUAUAUGGUAUAA
Molecule: messenger RNA, 1373 nt
Organism: Cololabis saira (Pacific saury)
Lineage: Eukaryota; Metazoa; Chordata; Actinopteri; Beloniformes; Belonidae
Gene: ercc1
Product: excision repair cross-complementation group 1
Exons: 9
Coding region: 84-1118 (344 amino acids)
Biological process (GO): mitotic recombination; UV-damage excision repair; nucleotide-excision repair
Cellular component (GO): ERCC4-ERCC1 complex; nucleus; nucleotide-excision repair factor 1 complex
Molecular function (GO): damaged DNA binding; single-stranded DNA binding
Source: RefSeq, a predicted model, not a curated record